Molecule: messenger RNA, 1200 nt
Organism: Mangifera indica (mango)
Lineage: Eukaryota; Viridiplantae; Streptophyta; Magnoliopsida; Sapindales; Anacardiaceae
Exons: 3
Coding region: 104-763 (219 amino acids)
Cellular component (GO): mitochondrial matrix
Source: RefSeq, a predicted model, not a curated record
AUUUAAAGAUGCCCCAUUUUGAAAACAAUUCGGACGCCUUGGUUUUUAUUUAAACCUAAACGACAACUAAGUUUGGAGACGGAGACCGAAACUUCUAGCAGGCAUGUUGAGGAAAGCAAUAGCUGGUUGUGCACAGCACACGCCGUGGCGCUUGAUAGUCAGCCGCCACUCCACCUCCAUCUCCUCCGCCGUGGACUCAAUCUUGCUCCGCUCUCUCAAAGAACACUACCAGGAAGUGUCCAAAAUGGCUCCUCCACCUAAGGUGAGUCCUCCUUUACCUUUUAAAAUAGUGACGGGGGCAUUGGAAGGCAAUGGGCCGGUUCUCAAGAGAACGUAUGGGAAUGAAGAGAUUAGUAUAUAUGUGAUGCGGCUGGCUUCAGUAGGUGGUGACGACGACGAUGAUGGAAUUAAUCAGUUGUUUGUUCAUGUGGAUGUUUCAAAGCCUGGCCAGAAGGAUUCUUUGCAUUUUCUUUGCGGGUUGUAUCCGGAUGCGUUGGGGAUUCACUCUGUUUCCAUGCGGCCUAAGCUUGAGAGUCAGGGUUUUCUUGUUGUUCCCUCUAAGUAUAAUGGUCCUGUUUUCCAAGACUUGGAUGAAAGGAUGAGAGAUUCAUUUCACAGUUACAUAGAAGAGCGAGGUAUAAAUGAGGGUCUCUUUCCAUUUCUUCAAGCUUGGCUUUAUGUGAAGGAUAACCGAAAUCUGAUGCGUUGGUUCAGAGCAGUGGGCACAUUCAUUACUGAAAAAAAUUCGGCUAAAAGUGCAUAGUAUUUGAUGUAUUUGACUGGGUUGAGAGAAAUGCUGUCAAUAUAGAAGGGUAGAAUGCCCCUCGGUGAUUGAUGCAUCUCCUAUGAGGUAGUUAGCAAGUAUUGAUUAAGUUCUAAAUUAGCUUGGCAGUGCAAUUCUGGCACCUCAAAACUUUUUGUUUUUCUCUCAUAUAUAACAUGUCUUCUUUUCUGCUAUGUACAAUUUUCAUUUUAGAAAGAUCAUAAUUACUUCACCUAAUUAACCAUUUCUUGGUAACAAUACGGUAGACCUUCUAAGGUUGGUCAUUUUGUAGAUUCUAUGUUUGUCAUCCUUGUGAUUGUUGUAUUGGUGGUAUAAAGUCUUCCUGGUCUUUGGAGGAAUCUUGUAUCAAUUUACUUGUGUCUUUUCUUGCUUGACUGAUAACGAAUAAAGAAACUAUAAAGAAAGAGAUUUAUUUU